UUUUUUUGAAAUAUAAGUAAAAUAUUCAUUUUCAACAACCCGUUUUCUAUUAGCUAUGUUGGCUUUCGUAACAGUAGGCACGACUUCUUUUAAUGAUUUAAUAAGAGAAGUAUGCAGUGAUCAAUGCUUAAAGGCGCUUAAAAAGCGAGGGUUCAAAAAACUUCUCCUCCAAAUUGGUCGAGGUACCUUUAUACCUGAUACAACUUCAAAAAUACUUGAUGUAGAAUACUACAAAUAUAAAAAUAAAAUUAUAGAAGAUAUUAACAAAGCUGAUCUAGUGAUAAGUCACGCUGGAGCUGGAACAUCUCUUGAAGUUUUAACUGCUAAAAAGCAUUUACUUGUUGUCGUUAAUGAUAAUCUCAUGAAUAACCAUCAAUUAGAAUUAGCAGAUCAACUGCAAAAAGAAGGAUUUUGUUAUUAUACAAACUGCCAAAACCUUGCUGAAUAUUUAUCUACAAUCAAUUUAAGUGAUUUGAAACCAUAUAUACCGGGAAAUCCUGAACUAUUUAUCUCUUUUCUUGAUGAAGUAACAGGAAUCAAAAGUUUAAGUACUUAAAGCCGAUUCAACAAAGUUAAUCAAAAUGAAUGAAAUACAUCAAUAUUUUACUAAAUUUUCUAGUCUUUUUCCUUUUUACAUUGCUAUGAAACAGUAUUACAGGCAAUAAUUAUUUCAUAAUAAUCUGACUAAACACAAAAAGAAAGUGUUGAUUCGAGGUUAUUUUUUGGAUCUCUUUUCUUUAGUACUUAAAU
Molecule: messenger RNA, 750 nt
Organism: Dimorphilus gyrociliatus
Lineage: Eukaryota; Metazoa; Annelida; Polychaeta; Dinophilidae
Source: the annotation of a GenBank genome assembly